Messenger RNA from Chrysochloris asiatica (Cape golden mole), 1074 nucleotides. It is a transcript of the gene DNAJC18, whose product is annotated as DnaJ (Hsp40) homolog, subfamily C, member 18. The coding region runs from base 1 to 1074 and encodes 357 amino acids. The transcript has 8 exons. Gene Ontology annotation, cellular component: endoplasmic reticulum membrane. Lineage: Eukaryota; Metazoa; Chordata; Mammalia; Afrosoricida; Chrysochloridae. The record is from RefSeq and is a predicted model, not a curated record. Gene Ontology annotation, biological process: cellular response to misfolded protein. Gene Ontology annotation, molecular function: Hsp70 protein binding.
AUGGCUGCGACUCUGAGCAGCGGGGAGCGCUGGACAGAAGCCUAUAUUGACGCAAUUAGGAGAAACAAAUACUCAGAAGACAGACCUCCUGAGAGUCAUGACCCCUGUGGUUGCUGUAACUGCAUGAAGGCACAAAAAGAAAAGUCUGAGAAUGAGUGGAAGCAGACCCGGCCGGGUGAAGGGAGUACCACUUACACUGAGGAGCAGCUGCUUGGGGUGCAAAGGAUCAAAAAAUGCAGAAAUUACUAUGAAAUUCUGGGAGUUUCACGAAAUGCCAGUGAUGAAGAACUUAAGAAAGCUUAUCGAAAACUCGCCCUGAAAUUUCACCCUGACAAGAACUGUGCUCCUGGAGCAACAGAUGCUUUCAAAGCAAUAGGAAAUGCCUUUGCCGUCCUGAGCAAUCCUGACAAGAGACUCCGCUAUGAUGAAUAUGGAGAUGAACAGGUGACUUUCACUGCUCCUCAAGCCAGACCUUAUAAUUAUUACAAGGACUUUGAAGCCGAUAUCACUCCAGAAGAACUCUUCAAUGUCUUCUUUGGAGGACAUUUUCCUACAGGAAAUAUUCAUAUGUUUUCAAAUGUGACAGAUGAUACCCACUAUUACCACCGGCAUCACAGACAUGAGAGGAUGCAGGCACGGAAGGAAGAGGAAGAAGAUAAACCUCAGACUACAUAUUCUGCAUUUAUCCAGUUACUUCCAGUCCUUGUAAUUGUGAUUAUAUCUGUCAUUACCCAGCUGCUGGCUGCUAAUCCCCCAUAUAGUCUAUUUUACAAAUCGACCUUGGGCCACACCAUUUCUAGAGAAACCCAGAACCUGCAGGUGCCUUAUUUUGUGGAUAAAAACUUUGACAAGGCCUACAGAGGAGCAUCUCUGCAUGACCUAGAGAAGACAAUAGAGAAGGAUUACAUCGAUUACAUCCAGACAAGUUGUUGGAAGGAGAAGCAACAAAAGUCGGAGUUGACAAAUUUGGCAGGAUUGUACAGAGAUGAACGAUUGAAGCAGAAAGCAGAGUCACUGAAACUUGAAAACUGCGAAAAACUGUCCAAACUUAUUGGCCUACGCAGAGGUGGCUGA